AUGCGACGAGAACAAGUCUUCAUUAUGAAGUCCCUCGGAAUUGCCGCCCUCGCUUGCUCGCUUGCUGCGUCGUCUGUACAGGCUGAGAGUUACACCGAAGCACUUAUCAGUCUGCACAAAACACUUGUGGAGGUUGACUCAACCACAAAAUCCGAGGCACCUGGAACGGAAGCUCUGAAGACCUACCUCGAAACAAAAUUUACGGUUGAGCUUCAGGCUGUUGAAGGCGACCGCAAGAACGUCUACGCGUAUCCCGGAAACUCUCGCAACAGCCGCGUUCUUCUCACGUCACACAUUGAUACCGUGCCGCCUUACAUUCCAUACUCACGCAAUGGCGAAGAGAUUAGGGGACGUGGCACUGCGGACGCUAAGGGUAGCGUCGCCGCCCAGAUCAUUGCCGUAGAGGAACUCCUCGAGAGUGGUGACAUCAAAGACGGUGAUGUCUCUCUGUUGUUCGUUGUGGGCGAGGAAUCAGGCGGUCAAGGGAUGCAGACUGCCAACAACCUCAAUGUUACAUGGGAGGCGGUCAUCUUUGGCGAGCCGACAGAGAACAAACUUGUACGUGCCCACAAGGGAGUGUUGGGCCUUAAUGUCACGGCCAGCGGAAUUGCGGGGCAUUCUGGGUAUCCCGAACAAGGACGCAAUGCAAUUGAUCUACUUGUUCGCUCGUUGGGUGCGAUCAUCGACGUCGACUUGCCGUCUUCUGAACAAUUCGGAAACACUACUUUGAACGUAGGCGUCAUAGAGGGUGGAAUUGCGAGCAAUGUCAUUCCUGAGAAUGCUACUGCGCGGACGUCUAUUCGAGUUGCUGUCGAGGACGUAGACUCAGUCAAAAGCAUCAUCAGCCAGGCAGCAUAUGCCGCCACGCCAGAGCAUGUGAGCCUCUCUUUUAACGCAGGCGCAAAGCCAGUAAGUCUGGAUUAUGAUAUUGAUGGCUUCAACACCACUGUCGUGAACUAUUUCACAGAUGUCCCCAACUUGAAGGGCACACACAAGCGCUAUUUGUAUGGUCCAGGGACGAUUCUUGUGGCCCACUCAAACGACGAGCACAUCACUGUUUCCGACCUUGAAACGGCUGUUGAGGGCUACAAGACACUCAUUUUAGAGUCUUUGAAGAAAUGA
Molecule: messenger RNA, 1122 nt
Organism: Colletotrichum truncatum
Lineage: Eukaryota; Fungi; Ascomycota; Sordariomycetes; Glomerellales; Glomerellaceae
Product: C6 zinc finger domain-containing protein
Molecular function (GO): hydrolase activity
Source: RefSeq, a predicted model, not a curated record